Solea senegalensis (Senegalese sole) is the source of this 1661-nucleotide messenger RNA. It is a transcript of the gene omgb, whose product is annotated as oligodendrocyte myelin glycoprotein b. NCBI's taxonomy places the organism in Eukaryota, Metazoa, Chordata, Actinopteri, Pleuronectiformes, Soleidae. Bases 266 to 1459 code for a protein of 397 amino acids. Gene Ontology annotation, biological process: neuron projection regeneration. Gene Ontology annotation, molecular function: cytochrome-c oxidase activity; protein binding; copper ion binding. The transcript has 3 exons. Gene Ontology annotation, cellular component: membrane. The record is from RefSeq and is a predicted model, not a curated record.
UAGCAGCAGCAACAGCAGCAGCAGCAGACUGUGCUGGCUCGCUGCUGCAUUUCUCUCCCUCCCCCCCUUAGUGUCUCUCCUUCUCCUAACCUGGACCUCUAGCUGCAUCGGCAGCCUGCAGAGCGGUGAGCAGGCAGGACAAGCGCCCGCAUGAGCCGGCAGCAUGUGAGAGUGUGACACCAUCAUCUUUGGAUAACACAGAGAACACAGACACUGAAGAAAAAACAGCUGAAGGUGGAGACGAAAGACGAAACGGAGCGAUGACAUGAUGAGUUUCCUGAUCAUGCCUGCCAGCUCUGCCUCUGUGCUCUUCCUUCUGCUACUGUGUGGGCUACUGGGAGACUGGGUGCUUUCCAUCUGCCCCUCUGUGUGCUCGUGCAGCCGGGGACACCGCGUAGUGGACUGCUCGUCGAGAGGGCUAGACAAGCUACCACCGGGUCUGCAGCACAAUAUCUGGUUUCUCAAUCUCUCUUUUAACAGUUUGCAGGGUGCGGACAGCCAGCUCAGCUACUAUGUGCACUUACGAACCCUGGACCUGUCAUACAACCGCCUGGAGAACCUACCCCCUGCUUUGCCACGGUCUCUAUGGGACUUGAGAGUGACAGGGAACCCCAUACGUUCUCUAGACAAAAAUGACACCGCAUACCACUGGAACCUGAAAGUACUGGAUCUGUCCUACAACGAACUGGAGAGAGUGGUCUUCAUCAACAACACACUGUCCAAUCUCCAGGCUCUCAAUCUCAGUCACAACAGGUUUUGGACUGUGCCCACAAAUAUGCCACACAACCUCAAGAGUAUUGAUUUGUCCCAUAACUAUCUGGUGCAGAUCUUGCCUGGAUCACUGGACCGGCUGCCCAGGCUGGCGUACUUCUACUUGCAUGCUAAUCGCUUCUCCUGGUUGUUUGAAGGAGUAUUUGACAAGCUGACAGGCCUGGAGGUGAUGACUCUCGGAGACAACCCCUGGGCUUGUGAAGAGGAAGAAAACAUAACGAGGCUACUGAAAUGGGCUGAGACAACCCGUGCAACCAUCUUUGGCUGUCCCUGUUAUACAAGACCCAUUUGUGGGCAAACCCUUUUGGCAACACCGGGGAGGGAGUGGCAUUCUGCAAUGUUCACAGAGCCACCACUCUGGGUGGACAGUAGAAGUGUGGGGCGUGACGGUCAAUCGCCUGCAAGGACUGCAGAGGUCACAUCCAGCUUACAAGACAAAGCUGCCCUUUUUGAGACAGGAAUAUAUCAGGAAACAAGAAAAGGGAACAAAUCUAUGGUGUUUGCCUGGACAUCCACACAUAUUGACAGUUUCUCCACACACACAAGCACAACAGCGAGCCCACUGUCUUCGGCCAAGAAGCCCGAAAAAGCUAACACACAGAGUAAAGGUCAUGGUAUCUUUGAUGAGCUUCAGCAGUGUGCUACUCUGACUAUUCUAGUAGUGACUGCUGCAUUCAACUUCUUGUGAAGCACACCAACAGGACUCAAAAGAUGCUAUACAAUGGAUUAUUUCAUAGAUUCCACACUGCAUCUCCAUUUUACCUAUGACUGUUACUCUCUUCUGUCACUACAAUCGAGUUGAUCACUAUAACUGUUUACAAUGUCUUGAAUUUCUGAACACAAAGAAACUGUAAAGAAACAUGGCAGAAAAAAAAAUGUGCUACUAUCAA